AGUUUUUAAAUGUAUGAUAUUUCUCUUCCAAAUAGUUGGAGAGACUAGAGCCUUAGCUUGCAUUCAUAUAUUAGUCAUUUCAGCUAUUCAGACAUGAAGUGUGUAUUAUUGGUACAAAUUUUAUUAUAUUUUAGAUAGGGGUCACUGCAGGAUUGGGCUGAGAUUUAAAGUCUCUGGAAGAAACUUCUUUGAACAGCUGUACAGCUGAUCUGCUUUUGAAAGCAUGCCUGUUAUCUGUACUGAGACUCAAGUAUCCAAUACUUUCUGGGCCUAUUAAAUCCUUGCUUUAUACCACAGAGUUCUAACUUCUUGCAGGAUGUGCAAACUACUCUAGUAAUCAUUCCAUUGUAUGAGUGGUGCCAUGGUAUAUAUUUGUGGCAUGUUUGUAUUGCUGCAGUUUUAGCUGUUUUAGUCAUACUGACUGAACAGUGACAAGCUUCCAUGAUUCUGUCUUCAAAUGAACCCUUUUUCAUUUUCAAAACACUUUUUCCUGAUCUCUUAAUCCAGGCUGAUGCCAAGUCCAUGCCCUCCAGUGGAAUGUUAGAUGGUACCAGACAGGAAGAAGUGGAAGGUGAACUCAGUGAAGAAGAACGCUGGUUUGGAAAUUCUUCAGAGACUCCUUCAGAAGCAUCAUAUGGAGAAGUCCAGGAGAACUUUAAGUUGUCUCUUGAAGACAGAAUCCAAGAUCAGUCCACUUCCCCAGAUACUUCUUUGGGAAGUGCAACUCCUAGCAGCAACACAGUGGAGUUGGGAACCAUUGAAAAUGAAGCACUAAGAGACACAUUACAGAGCAAAGAGCACCUUUCUCCUGAUGCGUCAUCUCUGUGUGAGGAAGAACCUCCUGGUUCAAAUAAGCCACUGAGUAGUAAUCUGAGGCGGCUGUUGGAGGCUGGCUCCCUCAAGCUGGAUGCUGCUGUUACAGUCAAUGGCAGAGUUGAGUCUCCUGUAAAUCUUGGCUCAAAUCUCUCCUUCUCUCCACCUGCUCAUCAUGCCCAGCAGCUCAGUGUGCUUGCCAGAAAGCUAGCUGAGAAACAGGAACAAAGUGACCAGUACAAUGCAAGUAGUCAUUUUAUAUGGAAUCAAGGUAAGUGGUUGCCAAACUCAACCACCACCUGUGGUUUGUCCCCCGAUUCAGCUAUCCUGAAACUGAAAGCCGCAGCCAAUGCUGUUCUGCAGGACAGGUCUCUUUCAAGGACUGAAGAUAAUGUAAGAUUUGAAUCCUUUUCCUCACCUUUUAGCUCUCAGUCUGCCAGCUCCACAUUAGCAGCUUUAUCAAAAAAAGUGAGUGAAAGAAGCAUGACUCCUGGGCAGGAGCACCCGCCUCCGGCUAGUUCUUUCCUUUCUCUGGCUUCUAUGACCUCUUCAGCUGCCCUGCUCAAAGAGGUUGCUGCAAGGGCUGCAGGCACCCUAUUGGCAGAGAAGAAGAAAUCACUGGUUGCUGAGGAUCCCCUGCAGCUUUCAGAGAUGAAGCAAGAAAAAGCAACUCCACCACAGUCUUUGGAAUUAUUGUUACUGCCAGUCUCUAAGGGAAGAGCAUCCAAACCCACUAGUACAGCCUCAGAAGAAGAAGGAGGAAAGCCUUUCCAGUGUCCAAUCUGUGGUUUGGUUAUCAAGAGGAAGAGUUACUGGAAACGGCACAUGGUGAUUCAUACAGGUUUGAAAAGUCAUCAGUGUCCACUCUGUCCAUUUCGCUGCGCGCGUAAGGACAAUCUCAAAUCACACAUGAAGGUUCAUCAGCACCAAGACAGGGGUGAGACCUUUCAAUGCCAGCUAUGCCCUUUUACCUCCUCCCGCCACUUCAGCCUGAAACUCCAUAUGCGUUGCCAUCAGCAUUUCCUCAGGACAGAAUCCAAAGUGAAGGAGGAAAUACCAGAAACUGAGGUGAAGGGGUCACCACAGCUAAAUAGUGACUCCUGCCCGGGACCACAGAGGGAAGGAGUUGGACCUGACCUUAUGGGAUCAGCAUCUGUGUCUAAAACAUCUGAUGUGGCUGGGCAGGCUAGUGGAGGUAUUCCACCUUUACUAGUGAAAGAAGAGCCCAAAGAUGACAAUGGCAUCUCAGCUGCACCUUUUGCUCUUAGUACUGUUGACAGAACCCCCAACAACACAAAGCUGAAAGACUCUGACUUUGUGGCCAGUACAGCAUCAGCACUAUUCAGCCAAGACAUCUCUGUCAAGAUGGCAUCAGAUUUUCUUAUGAAGCUGUCAGCUGCAAAUCAAAAAGAGCCCUUGACUCCAAAGUUCAAAGUGAAAGAUGAGCCUAAGGAUGAAGAAGCUGCAAGUUCAACCUUGUCUCAGUCCAGCUAUGUGUUCAGCCAAGAAUCUGAAGCCUCAGCUCCCAGUGUGCCUAAGGAGAAACUCAAGCCACAGGAAGCACCGGCAAAUAUGAUGAGGCAGGACAUAUCGGUCAAGGCAGCGUCUGAGCUCCUCAUGAAGCUCUCAGCUGAGAGUUACAAGGAAACCCAGACUGUAAAGAUAAAAGAAGAACCAAUGGAAGUUGACAUUCAUGAUUCGCAGACUUCAGUGUCACCCAGCCAACCCAGCCAAAAUGUUGGCUACAGCACUUUAUUAGGGCGAGACAUUAGUGAACACAUCCAGAAGGCACCGGAAGGUCGUGUCCUCCCAGAGCGAAAUCUGUUCAGCCAGGAUAUAUCGGUGAAGAUGGCAUCUGAGCUGCUCUUCCAGUUAUCAGAAAAGGUGAGCAAAGAGCACAAUCACAAUAAAGAUAACACCAUCAGAACUACAGUCAGCCCUUACUUUUCUGAAGACACUUUUAGACAAUCACCAUUCACUUCCAACUCAAAAGAUCUCCUGCCUAAUGAAACUGCUCUUCAUGGAAGGACAUCUGCACCAGAAACUGAAAAGCUAGGGUUGGAGGCAGGAAACGGAUUGCCAUCGUGGAAAUUUAAUGACCAGCUCUUUCCCUGUGAAGUGUGUGGAAAAGUGUUUGGUCGACAGCAGACUUUGUCCCGCCAUCUCUCGCUGCACACAGAAGAGAGAAAAUACAAAUGCCACUUGUGCCCCUACGCUGCUAAGUGCCGUGCUAAUCUGAACCAGCACCUGACCGUCCAUUCUGUGAAGCUGGUGAGUACAGACACUGAGGACAUUGUCAGCGCUGUCACUUCUGAAGGCAGUGAUGGAAAGAAGCACCCUUACUAUUACAGCUGUCACGUGUGUGGGUUUGAGACGGAGAUGAAUGUCCAGUUUGUCAGUCAUAUGUCCCUUCAUGUGGAUAAGGAGCAGUGGAUGUUCUCGAUCUGCUGCACAGCAUGCGAUUUUGUCACCAUGGAAGAGGCAGAUAUGAAGGCUCAUGUCAACAGCAAGCACACAGCUGAGGAGAGGAAGACACCCAGUGAAUCUAACAGUCCAUCUUCAUCUUCACUGUCAGCACUCAGUGACUCUGCUAACAGCAAAGAAGAUGCAGAUGUAUCUCCAAAAAGCAAGGGUUCAAACAAUCUGCUGGUCAUUUCUGUAGUGCCUGGUACUCAGACCUCACUGAAUACUGAAGAGAAGUCAGAGAAAGGCUUUGAAUGCGUUUUCUGUAACUUUGUCUGCAAAACAAAAAAUAUGUUUGAGCGCCAUCUGCAAAUCCACCUGAUCACACGGAUGUUUGAGUGUGACGUGUGCCACAAGUUCAUGAAGACACCCGAGCAAUUAUUGGAGCACAAGAAAUGCCACACUGUCCCCACUGGUGGGCUCAAGUGCCCAUUCUGCAUCUACUCCACUAACCGCCCUGCAGCAAUGGAGUGCCACCUGAAGACUCACUACAAAAUGGAGUACAAAUGUCGGAUCUGCCAGACAGUGAAAGCAAAUCAGCUGGAGCUGGAGAUGCACAUCCGAGAACACCGCCUUGGCAACCAUUACAAGUGCGACCAGUGUGGCUACCUGUCCAAGACCGCCAACAAGCUGAUUGAACACGUGCGCGUCCACACUGGUGAGCGCCCUUUUCACUGUGACCAGUGCAGCUACAGCUGCAAACGCAAAGACAAUCUCAACUUGCACAAGAAACUGAAGCAUGCUCCACGCCAGACUUUCAGCUGCGAUGAGUGCCUGUUCAAGACUACCCACCCUUUUGUUUUCAGCCGCCACGUGAAGAAGCACCAGAAUGGGGACUGCUCUGAAGAGGAGAAGAAAGGCCAGUAUUCAACCUCUAAGGAAGCCAGUCCACUCCUACCGGUGAACAGCUCCAGAAACCUCUUGUCACCCCUCUCAGUUAUGUCUGCCUCCCAGGCUCUGCAGACAGUGGCUAUGUCAGCUGCACAUAGCAGUGGGGCAGAACCAAACUUGGCAGUGAAAGCCUUGGCCAUCAAUGGCACCUCCCUGUGCUUUGAUAAAUACUGGAACUCAGAGUUCGCCCACCUUAUUCCUCUAACAAUGUUUUUCCCCAAAAACCACUACAGUCUCACAUUCCAUCCACCCAGACCUCAGACUGCACCGGGAGGUGCCUCUUCACCUAAACACUCCUUCCUUGCCUACCUUGGACUAACAGAAAGGGCAGAAACUGUCUGAGGGCAGUUACAUUCUGUACCAAAAAUACCCCAACAAACCCAGCAGGUAUACAUUGCUGCAAACCGUAAACCGAAGAGGUAAUGAACAUUUGUACUAUAUCAGUAGUAAGGUUUAGAAAAUGGCUCUGUGUAUACUUAUUGCAUUGACAUGAAAGCUGCUUUAUUAAAUCUUCAAGAGGUGACCUACUGCAUACUUCUACCUUCAGCAUGUUCCCAGUACUAAGAAACUAUUUUGUCUUGUUAAGCUGAAAAAGAGUGUCCUUACUGGCAAUCAGCGCUUGUAAGAUUUCAUACUGAUGCUUUUUUUUUUUUUUUUUUUUUUGUCUUUGUGUGCGUGUGGGUGUGUGAAAGAGAGUCUGUAAGCGUGCCAUGACACUGCUUUUGCACAUCCCUUAUAUUGGUUUAUUUAUCUAUUAUUUUUCUCCCUUGAACACUCUCGUUCCCUCCCUUCCCUCUGUAUCCCCCUGAACUGUAGAGUUGGGGCGGGAGUACUCUUGGUCUGGGGUUGACUGGUGUCAUUAUUUCAGUGCUGCAAGCAGCAUCGUUUAGUUGUUUGAUGCCUUGUAUUGAGUUGUCGAGGUUUGAGGAUUUAGGGUAGAGCUGAUAAGGAAGAAGUGACUUUCAGCACUGCAGGAUGAGAGUAUAACAAUGAAAAUGUGUGUGUGUAUACACCUGCACGUGCAUGUGCAGUGUACACACUCACACAGCAGGCUCACUUCUUAGCUGUUACGCAGGUGUAACAGACACCUGAGUCUGGGCCAUAGCAUACAUCUUUUGUUUUAAAAGGACAUAUAAAUAUUAUAUAUAGAUACAUAUAUGCUGUAUUAUGCAGUGGUUACCUUUUAGUUUGCAGGAACAACUUGUAUAACUAGAAAUCUAUGGUGGAAAAAAAUCCAACGAAGGGGAUUUUACAAAGGGUAUGGAUAAAUUCUGGGUAUAAAUACUCAGACUAAAAAAAAAAAAAAGGCAGAUUUGCACAGUGCUUUAGUCUUGCACUAGUUUGUUUCUCAGUUGCAAAAAAAAAAACAAAAAAACAAAAACAAAAAAAUUCUGCAGGACGAAAGUAAUAAGACUGUAUAUUUGAAAAGGUACCAAUAACUUUGAAAUAUAAAGCUAUAAAAAAGAUACUGUUUGAAAGAUACAGUUCUCUUUUAUAUCCUCACUAUUUCAAUUGUAUUUGCAGAUUCUAUGGUCCUAUCAUACCCUCCACGUUGUUAGUAAUACUUUAUUCCUUUCUGUUAAUGGCUGAUAGAGCAUACACUGCUAGGAAGCUAACUUUGUACUUAUUUAAUGCUCUUACUUUGUGGUCAUUAAAAUGACGUGUUAUAUAUGUGGCACUUUACUGCAGGAAGAAGCAAAUGCAGAGUGGUUGUAUAACCUUUGUUAAUCUCAAAAUGCCAACAGUGAUCUGAAAGAAGAGAAACUUAAUUGAUUUGUUCCUUAAGCAACUUAAAGAUCAGGAUGAAAAAUCCUCUACAUUUAAACUGAAAUAUAAAAUAUGAAACAUUUCAAAAUUUCACAGGACUUACAGGAAUACUUUCUUAGUGGAUUUUUGUUUUCCAUGGUGUCUCUUGGAAUUAGAUCUUGCUGUCUUUCACCAUCAGGUAUUGGAGAUGUCUGACCUCCUCACUUUUUUCAGUCCUUCUCUUUCUCUUGGCCAAGCCAUUGUAAGCUAUGUGCUGAAUCACAGCUGAUGUGCUACUUACCCACUCUCAUGCUGUUCCAAAGCAAUUUCUUCUGCAGGGUGCUGUGGGAAGGAGGGAUCUCAGCAGACCAGUUGGAGCCAGCCCCUUGUUUGGACAGCAUUAAGGCAAUAUCCCAGUUCAGGAAGGCAUUUCUGGUCCACAAAGGCUCUGAGCCACUCACGCAUAGGUAGAAACAUAUUCUCAAUCUUCUUCAUUUUUUAAAUGAAUCUUACAUGGAGUUUUUUUUUGAUUUUUUUUUUUUUUUUUUUUUUUUUUUUGAUGCAGAACUUGCAUCAUUUUAUUUACGUGGAAGAUUACUACAUUUGUUUUGCACUGAGAUGGCCAAACACUCUCCACAGGCAUGACCAAAGUCUUCCUGUUCAGGGAGGACAUCCUCAUUUGUGCACUCCUGUUUAACAUCCUAUUUACAAAGCUAUUUACAAAGGGGAAACAUCCAAAAUAGGAGGAGGUUAUUAUUUGGAAUAAUUAAUUAAAGGGCAGAGAAGUCCCACCAUUUUGUUUACAUUCCAGCAGAAAAUUUUGGUUCUACUGAGCAUAUGGCAGUUCUGCCUGUCUAUGCAGUAGAGAAAAGCCAUCUGUUCCAAAGUAAAUAUAAAAAUUUCAGUAACAACGCAACUCAGGGCCCUCUUUGCCAUCCGAACUCCUGGUAACCCUCCUGGGAGUACAGACAAAAUAGAAAGUGGUGUGUUAGUAAAUACACCAAGCAUAAAAAACUGAGUAUCUCAACAGUGUGAAAUAUGCAGUCUGCACCCAGAAACUAUACCAGUUCUAUAAAAUACACUCAAUGCACUAUAUCUCUGAUCCCACCAUAGUAAAGCAAACACUUCCAAAGCAAAAAGCUUUUUUUUUUCAGACCAACAGGGAAAGUACAGCUGUCUAGGAGGAAGUACAGAUAUUACUAGGAUGCUUUCUGUAAACCAAACUGCAAUAUAAUUAGGGCUGGAAGUUCCAAGAAUGAGCUGUCGGCACACAAAUGCCACGUGUUCAACAACCUUCCGUCGUAUCAGUACCUGACAUAGUAAUGUUUAAUAUACCUGGAAAUUUUGUUUAGCACUUUGGAAAGGAUAAAUUCAUUCUUUCUGGUACGUCAUAGAAGUUUUCUCUGUAAGGAAAAGUGUGUUAGGAGGUUUUUAUUUUUUUAAGAAAAAAAAAUACAGUAUUUAUCAGAGCUCACGCAUAUUAACAUAAUUGGUUAGCAGUUCAAGACUAAAGAAAGGAAUGUUCUCCAGAGAUAUCCCCUACCUAUUAAAGACCAACAGUUCUGAAAAAUUCCCCCCACCAUAAAGCUAAUUUCAUAAUAGUUUAUCCCUAUGCAUUCUUUAAUGAAGGCUAGUGUGUUUUUCCAUUAAGUACUUCAGUUAAAGUUCUCAGCACUUUUUUCUUUCUUCUGUAUUUUUUUAAUUUGGUGUAUUAUGUUCAAAUAUCAUUCUGUCAAGGUCUGUGUACAUUAUUAAAAGUUUGUAUUGUAUAAAGCUUUUUGCAUUAUAAGGCUGUACAGGGUCAUUUUGACAGUAACUGGUAUAUUCCUUUGCAUCUUAUGUUGCAUUGCCAAUUUCUAGUGUAUCCAGUUUGGAAGUACAAUAUACUCUAAUUAAAAAGGUUGGCUAUA
Phasianus colchicus (ring-necked pheasant) is the source of this 7823-nucleotide messenger RNA. RefSeq names its product zinc finger protein 827 (gene ZNF827). NCBI's taxonomy places the organism in Eukaryota, Metazoa, Chordata, Aves, Galliformes, Phasianidae. Gene Ontology annotation, biological process: positive regulation of transcription by RNA polymerase II. Gene Ontology annotation, cellular component: nucleus. The record is from RefSeq and is a predicted model, not a curated record.